CCUCCUCCCACACGAGUCGUCCAGCAUACGAGAUGACUAACUACUCAGGCAUGUACGAGCAAUAUAUGUCCAAAACUCGUAGAGUCGCCUCGCGGCCGGUUGGGCGUCGCGGGAAAACAUCUUCUGUCAAGUUCGUUACACGUGGCGACCCCACCGAGCGAAAGGGCAAACGAAGCCGACCUCAAAGGAUGGCUGUCGAGAGCACACCUUCAUUGCGGCCAGCUGGUAGUGCGAACGAUGAAGGUGUCAGGCCUCCAGCGCUACAGCGCGGUCAAAGUCCGAGGUGGGCUAGCGGGAAUGAUGAGGCGGAUGCCGGAUUGAGGCGUAAGAGCGCGGGAGGAGAGGAGGAGAGGAGAAGAGGAGGAGAGGAAAAGAGGAGGAGAGGAAAAGAGGAGGAGAGGAAAAGAGGAGGAGAGGAAAGAGAUAGGAGACGACGAUUACUACCUCAUAUUCUGAGUGCUCGUGACAACUCAGCUCCUCACGCCCAGUAAAAACGCGCUCGAAGGAAAC
Molecule: messenger RNA, 510 nt
Organism: Coniophora puteana RWD-64-598 SS2
Lineage: Eukaryota; Fungi; Basidiomycota; Agaricomycetes; Boletales; Coniophoraceae
Exons: 2
Coding region: 33-491 (152 amino acids)
Source: RefSeq, a predicted model, not a curated record